UCACAUGUCACGCUAAGGUGACUUUCAAGCAGUUUUUCCACUUUUGCGCACAAUGUCGGAGCGGCACAAAGAUGUACAUCGGGGACGCAGUGGCCAAGCGGACCGCCCAGGCUGUGCGUGAGGACACAUGCAAACUGUCAGGCUGCACUCCUCCAUGCGUAAAAGGCUCUACAGUUUGCCACAGCACAUUGGACAGAAAGCAUCUAUAAUGGGCGAAGGAGAAGACGCAGACAAGGACACCCGGAGGAAGAGUAUUAGGAUGAAGCAUCUACCGUCUCCGUCGCCGACCUCUGGGGGAAGCUGCAAAGGCAUCGGGGAGACCAAAAGUGGGGAGUCUGUGAUCAUGGAGACGGACAUAGGGAGACCGAUGAAGACCAGCUCAAAUGGAGAUUGCCGUAGAUUUCGAGGCAGCCUCUCGUCCAUCACAAGUCGGCAUGUGCACGACUCUGACUCGGCGGAGGAGAGGCGCCUCAUCACCGAGGGGGAUGUUACCCCGAGCGAGGAGAGCCCCCCCGGAGCGAUCGGCGAUGGGCCGCCGGAUCAAGGCGCGCAAGGGGCCAGCGGUGGCGGUGGUACCCAAAAAGAUUCCCCAGACCAGCAGUCAGGGUUUAUAAAGUUGGAUGGCAUUGAUCAAAUUCUGCCGGACGACGAAAGAUUAUAUCAAGCUGGGUUCAUACACAGACAGUUUGGAGCAAUGCUUCAACCAGGGGUCAACAAGUUCUCCCUGAGGAUGUUUGGAAGUGAGAAGGCGGUUGAACGGGAACAAGAGCGGGUUAAAUCCGCCGGAUUUUGGAUAAUUCACCCAUACAGUGAUUUCAGGUUUUACUGGGACUUGACCAUGCUGCUGCUGAUGGUGGGCAACCUCAUCAUCAUCCCCGUGGGCAUCACCUUCUUCAAGGAUGAGCAUACGCCCCCCUGGAUCGUGUUCAACGUGGUCUCCGACACCUUCUUCCUCAUGGACCUGGUCCUCAACUUCAGGACGGGUAUUGUCAAGGAGGACAACACGGAGAUCAUCUUGGACCCGCAACAGAUCAAGAUCAAGUACUUACGGAGUUGGUUUGUGGUGGACUUCAUCUCCUCCAUCCCUGUGGACUACAUCUUCCUCAUUGUGGAGACGCGCAUCGACUCAGAUUUCUACAAGACGGCACGCGCCUUGCGGAUUGUCCGCUUCACAAAGAUCCUCAGCUUGCUGCGACUCCUGCGCCUCUCUAGACUCAUUCGCUACAUCCACCAAUGGGAAGAGAUCUUCCACAUGACCUAUGACCUAGCCAGCGCCAUGGUGAGGAUAGUCAACCUGAUUGGCAUGAUGCUGCUGCUGUGCCACUGGGACGGCUGCCUGCAGUUCCUGGUGCCCAUGCUGCAGGACUUCCCCGCCGACUGCUGGGUGUCCAAAAAUAAGAUGGUGAAUGACACAUGGGGACAGCAGUACUCCUACGCACUUUUCAAAGCUAUGAGCCACAUGCUGUGUAUUGGGUAUGGCAUGUACCCCCCUGUGGGCAUGACAGACGUGUGGCUGACCAUCCUCAGCAUGAUUGUGGGUGCUACCUGCUACGCCAUGUUUGUGGGCCACGCCACUGCGCUAAUCCAAUCUCUAGACUCAUCUCGACGGCAGUACCAGGAGAAGUACAAACAGGUGGAGCAGUACAUGUCCUUCCACAAGCUGCCAGCAGAUAUGAGACAGAGAAUCCACGAUUACUAUGAGCACCGUUACCAGGGCAAGAUGUUCGACGAGGAGAGCAUCCUGGGAGAGCUGAACGAGCCGCUCCGAGAGGAAAUCAUCAACUUUAACUGUCGAAAGCUGGUGGCGUCUAUGCCUCUGUUUGCCAACGCUGACCCCAACUUUGUCACCUCCAUGCUCACCAAGCUGAAGUUUGAGGUGUUCCAGCCUGGGGAUUAUAUCAUCAGGGAGGGCACCAUCGGCAAAAAAAUGUACUUCAUACAGCAUGGGGUUGUCAGCGUACUAACCAAAGGCAAUAAAGAGACCAAGCUUUCAGAUGGCUCCUACUUUGGAGAGAUUUGUUUGCUGACACGGGGCAGAAGGACAGCCAGCGUCCGAGCGGACACGUACUGUCGUCUGUACUCACUGUCUGUGGACAACUUCAAUGAGGUGUUGGAGGAGUAUCCGAUGAUGAGGCGGGCCUUUGAGACUGUUGCACUGGACAGACUGGAUCGUAUUGGCAAGAAAAACUCCAUCCUGCAACACAAGGUACAACAUGACCUCAGCUCUGGUGUACUCAACUACCAGGAGAAUGAGAUCAUCCAGCAGAUUGUGCAACAUGACAGGGACAUGGCCCACUGUGCCCACCUAAUGCAGAAUGCCCCACCCCAGACGCCUCCCUCCCCUACCCCUGUCAUCUGGGCCCCCCUCAUCCAGGCACCUCUCCAGGCAGCAGCCGCCACCACCUCAGUAGCCAUUGCCUUGACACACCAUCCCCACCUUCCACCAACUCUCUUCAGGCCUCCUGUUUCUGUUCUGGGAUCGCUGAAGGACCCUUCCAGCCGGCUUAAGAAGUUCCACACAUUUGUUCCUCCAUUCACAGCACCUGGCUCUGCUGGGAACUCUCCCUCUAACACACCCUCUAAACUGCGCACUGGGGUGGACAUGCCAUUGUUGGCCUCUUUUCGGGCCCAGCACAUGACAUCAGGUACAGGGGCAGCUGGCUCUAGCCAACAGGCCUCAGGUAGCGGAGGCCAGCAUGGACCUAGUGGGGCUGGGUUAGGGUCCAAUGGAGGAGGGGUCUCUGCCUUCCCAUUCGGACCAUACUCUUCCUCUAAUUCACCCUCAUCAAGUAUGGCCCAGCUACACCCACAGCCACAGCAUCAACAGCCCUUUCGCUCCAGCACCCCACCUCUCUCACAUCUCUUCCACCAAGGAUCUACAGGUGGAAGCACAGGGUCAGGAAUAAGUGGAGGGGCAGUUGGAGCCUGUGGUGGUGCUACAGGGUGGUCUUCAGGUGGAGCGGUCGGAGGGUCUGUGGAAGGAGCCACUGGAGGAGACACUGCUUGGGCUGGAGAGGACUUUACAACUGGAACAAUAGAAGUGACUCCUGGGGGGCACUUUAUGUUGGGAGGAGCUACUGGUGGAUCAGUAGGAGAGAUCUCAGGGGAAUCAAUGGGAGGGAUAUCUGAAGGAUCUGUGGGUGCUGCUUGUGGCAGGUUAACAGGUGGGGCAUCAGGUGGACCAGUAGGGGGUGUUCCUUGUGGGCCAAUAGGAGAUGCAGCCAGGAGAUCAAUGAGAGGGACUUCUAGAGGAUCAAUAGGACGAGCAUCUGGGGGAUCAGUGGGAGGGGCUUCUGGAGAAUCACUGGUAGUGACGACCACUGGAGGAUCGUUAGGGAGGGCUUCUGGUGGAUCAAUGGGAGUGGUUUCCGGGGGGUUGACAGGAGGGGCCUCUGGGGGGUCAAUUGGAGGGGCUUGUGGAGGACCACUUGGAGGGGUUUCUGGUGAUUCAAUGGUAGGGAAUCCUGGAGGAUCGUUGGGAAGGGCUUCAGUUGGACCAACAACUAGCCAUAUAGGAGGUUCGAGUGGGCCAGGGGGAGGGGUGAUUGGAGGACAUAUUGGCAGAGCAGCAGGGGAGGCAGUAGGGAGCCAUAUAGGAGGGUCUACAGCUUGUCCUGUAGGAGAGACUUCUGGUGGAAUUAUCGCUGGACUUAGUAGUUCCUCCUGUUGUCAGAGUCCUAUAUCCACGAGCUCGUCCAGCCCUAUGCCUGGUCAGCUUCUUCAUAGUCAGCCACCACCCAAGCAUCCUCAGGUGGCUCCUUUGCAGCAGUUUGCUGGGGGAGGCAGGACUACCAGUGGCUUAAACCUCUUCCAUUCCCCUCCCCAAGACUCUCCAUCUUCUAGUAGAGGACAGCACAGCCAGCAGCCUGCUGAGAGCUCGCCAUCUUCCCUCAGCCAUUUUAGCCUGGCAGGCCUCCAGUCUGGGUUCCUGCCUCACCAGAUGUCCCUGGAGAGGUCUGCCCUGGCCUCCCUGGCCCAGUAUGGUUCAGCAAACGCCUCCCCCUGCCUUACCCCCGUGGCGCCCAGCCCUACUAUUCAAAGCCCAGUGGCAGGCAGGACUUUCCACUAUAGCGACCCUUCCAGUGCCACAGGAUCCCACAGUUCUCUGCUCAUGCCUCAGUCUUCUCUCUCUUCACAGCUUCCCAGCCAGCCACACACAACAGGGAGAGAUUCUCCACUGGGCCGCUUUUCCGAGGACCUAAUGCUUUUAUCCAGCUCGCACCCAUCUCUGCCCCAGGAGGUGGCCCAGGCUUUAGGCCACCAUACUCCUCGCUCCUCUGUGGAACCUGGAUAUUACCCCUCACCCUUUUCCUCACCCACUCUUGUGCCCAAACCCUGUAGCUCAGUGCCAGGGCGCAUGACUCCUCCAAUCCAGAUGUCUCCGGGGCACCCUCACCAGACACAGUCCCCUGGGGCCUCCCCGGCCUUGCCUCUACGGAGGGGCUCUACAGCCUAUUCAUCAGAUCUAGAACCUCAAACUGUCCGCUCUAAACUACCUUCCAAUUUGUGAGGAUUGAUCACACCCUCCUGUGCUCCUCCAAACUGAAACACUGAAACACACACAAACUAUCUCCAUGUGUGGCAUUCUUUUCUUUCUGUCUUCACUGUGUUCCACCUCUCAUUUUACAAAGAUCUUAAAUUUACUGUGAUUUAAAAGACACUUUACCGGGUAACUCGGAGCUCUAGAAUACUCUAUAUUUGUUUUAUGCUUUGUCCUCUUUUUUAUUCAUAUAUUCUGUAAAUAGAUAGAGAUAUAUUUAAAUGAUAAGUUAAUCAAGGGACUAGGAGGGUGUGAAAAAUGAUCUCCAUUUAAAGGACAGUCCUUUUCUUUAUUUCUAUAACUAUGCCAAAUUCAUCUGGUGAUGUUUGGGAUAACAGAUUCAAUGGACUACACAAUAAUACUCUUUUUCAGCAGGAACCUAUGCACUAAUACCUGCAUGUAUAAAGGUUUUUUGUGUGUUUAAAAAAAGUAUCUUCAUUUUUAGCUGAAACAACAUGCUUCGACACAGGCUGACUCUUAUACCAUCUCAUACAGGAUCACAUAUUGUUGAUCCUUAGAUGUGUCUAUUAGAUUGUACUUAUUUAUCCUCUGUAUAAACUUUUCAAAACCUUAUAAGAGAUGGAGAAGAGAUUUUAGGAAACCAAAAAGACUUUUCCUGUGGGGAAAUAAUUCACCUCCUCUUGCCCCAACAAUCCUUAUUUUAUGCCAUUUUAUCGUAAUAAUAGUGUUUUUUGAAACAGGGGGAGAGGGGUUCAGCGAGCUACCCUCCAUUUCAAUAUUGAGACAUAACAGUAUGUGAGUGACUGGCUUUCUGCAGAGUCCUCAACCGUGUCCUAACAAGCUCACUUUGUCUUCCAAGCUCAUGCCGCUAAUGUGUGUAGAAAGCAUGUGUUGUUUUUCUUCCUGACUGUGUGCAACUGUUAAUGUGUGAGUGUCAGUGAGAAUAAGUGUGUGAUUCAGUGGAACAGUCGGAUGCAAGGCAGGACUUUUCCCUGGACUGAUCAAAAGGAAGUUUGCCUUUUUCCACACAAAAACUAGGACUUCCAUUAACCACAGCUUGUGUGUUGCAUUUUGUAGCACUCAGAUUGUUCAAAAACAAAAAAGAGUCAAGUAUAUAAAGCCCCAAAACUAGACUGUCAGUCAUUGAGCAAAUAAAGUACAUACCGUACACAAGCUGAAAUAUCUGAAAAGUGCUGGAAAUGGAAAUAUGCCACUUGAUAUUUGAUUUGUGCAUUACUUCUUCUACUGUAGCUGCUAUAUGGUCAACAUAGACAUGUUCCCAUUGAAGGCCAGUUCUGAGUUUGAGAUGUUGAAUGUAUGUACAUUUGUUGUUAUUAAAAGUAAGUACUGUAGCUAUGGUAGAUGCACUGAAGGCACAACGCCCCAUGGGGUUAAGAGACUGUUCCAUAACUAAAAAGGUCAUUGGUUCAAUAUCUUUGACAGGCGUUUUCAUCAGCAGCCAUUUCUUCUGCCAAAGUGUCCUUUAGCAAGACACAGAACCAAUACUGACUAAACUGUUGGAAGGCUGGAUAUAUGACUCAGUAAGUUGCCUAAAACAGCCCACUCUUUACUGAAUAGUCUCCAUAACGAACUACUGCGCUGCUUCUGUAAGCUUUCUUUUAGCACAUGAAGGGGCAGUGAAGACUUUGGCAACCACUGGUUUGAGUUUUGUCACAGUAAACAUUUUAAAAUGUACUGCACAUUGUUUAAUAUUUGCUUCAGUUUUGAUUGCAUUGCUGCUGGUAUUUCUGAAUUCAUAUAACAUACACUACAUACAAAAAUCAAAGAUGGGAAUAGGUCCAUCAUAUAUGUGUUUUCAUUCAGAAUCUGGGGGCACUGUCAGAGAGCCUUACAUUGGUCAUGAAAACUGAAUACACAGCAGAGCAAGGUAUCACUAAACUCCCAAAGGAGAGGAACAGUGAUAUGCUUCUACAUGUUUGUCUGUAGCUCAUCACCAGGACAGUACUGGGUUCCACUCAAACAGCUGAGUCCCUAACUCAGUCACAGCACUCAGCCACAGCAACCUAAUUUAACAAGACAUGUCUGUAAUCCCUUGACCCUCGCAGGCUAUCAUGGACUCUCAUACAGGGGUGCACAGUGACCACGCUUUCCCCUCAUUACAAUCCCCAGAAGUCCCUAUACUGUAAUAAGGUAUAGCAAUACACGACCUGACACACAGCUGCACAAAUGCACAUUUACAGACAUGCACACAACCAUAAUAGCACACAAUGACUGCUCCUGGCAAAAAUGAGAAAUCUUCAACAAUCUUAUUUGUUAUCCACAACAUUUUAUGUUGUUGAAAAUAUCCUUGACUGAAUUUGCAGAAAGCGAAUCUCUUUAUUUAGCCAGUAGUUCUUAACACUUUUAUGAUUAGGGAUUUAAUGUAUGAUUUUUGUUGAAGACAUGAAUUCAUGUACUGUUACCCAAGGAAGACUUGGGAUAUUAAUAUAACAUUUACAUUUUUUAUUUUUCAUCCAUUUUAAAUAACAGUUUAGUCUUCGAUCACAAGCAACUUGCUCUAAGUGGAAAUGGGCACACAUGUACAUCCCUAUAUUCAUAGCCUUGUCAGACAUUGGGGCAACUCAUUAAAUAUCAAAAUUCUUCUAUCAACCUAACCUGUGUUUUAAGCAACACUGUUGAUGAUGUGUUAAUAUUAGGGUGCAUUGUGUUGUUUGAUGAUGUAUUUCCUUAUUUUUGUUUGGAUAACUGGCCAAAUGUAGACAUAAUUUUGUGAUAAUUAUAAGAUCAUUACCAGUACAAAAAAAAUCAAUUUCUACAAAAACGUUGAAUAUGAGAAAAUAUCAGCAAAUAUCGGCAAUCAGAAUUGCCUCAAUAGUCCAAUGCAACACAACUGACAAACUUGCGUUUUGCAAGUACACGCAAAACCAGCACCUGAAUGCAAUAUGUCCAGGCAUGAUCUGUGUUUCAGUCCUUAUGUGAAAUGUAGAAUAUCAACAACUGACAUAGAAUUAGACUCUAACUCUAUGAUUAUUUGGCUUAUCAUUACAGAAUCACUCUUGAAUUAGAUUACAAUGGUGAAAUCAAUAACGGAUCAUAGCUUUUAUCUGGAUCCACAUGACCUUUUCAUGGUCUUCGCAAUGCUAGAGCAGUGUUUUAUUCUACUCACCCACAUUUAAAACUAGGGUAGGUAAUGUAUUUCAGAAGCAUUUUUUGUUAUUUGUUGAAAUUGUCUUUACAUCCGACAGCAAUCAAUAAAUCAAAUGCUCUGAUUGUGUAAUAAGCCCAUCCUAUGAUUGACUGG
Siniperca chuatsi (mandarin fish) is the source of this 7763-nucleotide messenger RNA. It is a transcript of the gene hcn4, whose product is annotated as hyperpolarization activated cyclic nucleotide-gated potassium channel 4. Lineage: Eukaryota; Metazoa; Chordata; Actinopteri; Centrarchiformes; Sinipercidae. Gene Ontology annotation, cellular component: membrane. Gene Ontology annotation, biological process: potassium ion transport; transmembrane transport. The record is from RefSeq and is a predicted model, not a curated record. Bases 128 to 4510 code for a protein of 1460 amino acids. Gene Ontology annotation, molecular function: voltage-gated potassium channel activity. The transcript has 9 exons.